AUGGCCUCGAAGAGUCUUGCUGCUGCCAUCGACUGGACUCGCAUCUAUGGGUCUCUUGGACUUGGAAAGGAAACUGUCGCGUCCCUCCAAGCGUUCAGGAAACGUCACUCUGAAGCCCAACGGGUGCACAGUCUUUACGCAACGCAGCCCACCACUGUGAAUAUCGCGCAUUACCGUUCGGUGCUCAAGAACCAAGCGGUUGUGGACGAGGCCGAGCGGAUCUUGCGCGAGUUCAAGCCGGUGAGCUAUGAUGUGAACGAGCACGUCAAGGCUAUCGAGGCGUUCGAGGCCAAGGCGGUCGCUAAAGCUGAAGAAACGUCGGUCAAGAUUGACGAAGAGUUGGGCAAUCUCCAAAAGACGUUGGCGAAUAUUGAAGAGGCCAGGCCCUUUGAGGACCUCACGGUGGAGGAUGUCGCACAGGCACGGCCCGAGAUCGUCAAGACGGUCGAGACGAUGAUGAAAAAGGGGAAGUUCUCUGUCCCGGGGUACAAGGAGAAGUUUGGAGACCUAUCGAUGGUACUCUCGACCCACCCUCACCGGCGCACCGUAUCCUCUGGGGUAUCUGGCUUUACCAUCUCUGCAUACACCUCUCCCUCGCCGCCGCCCACAUCUGCCUCGCCCCUCGUUACACGUACACCGAUCCUCAUGGCUGGGAACGAUCUUGCACCGCCCAGUGCACCGUUUGCUAAGCGCCAAUCGGUAGCGUCGAAUGGGUCAGCAUCGCCGUCUGCGUCCCAAAAGAACUUCCGAGACUCGGCCUCGUUGUCUAUCAACUAUGUUCCCGCCAAGUUCUCGCGCCCCCACAGCCCUGGCAUUCACAACCGCAAGGGCGCAAAAGGCGCCGAGCCCAAGCGCGGUGGAGGACUCGAUGCGUUCGGCCAGGGACACAACCGCAUGGCCGACCGUGACGACGAGGACUACGAGGGCGUCCAGUUUGGCAGCGGCCCAGGCUGGUCCAGCAACAAGAAGCCCCGAUUGCGCUGGAACCGCUUCAAGUGGAUUCUCUUUAUUCUCAACAUCCUCCUCACCAUCUACACCCUCACCGGCCUCAUUUUCUGUCUCUUGACAUGGUUCAACGUCUGGACACAUGCUGACAUUGUUCGCGUCGGCAACACAACCGAGCUAAUCCUCUCUACCGUCGCCGCCUCUUUCGGCCUUCUCACUUCUGUCAUUGGCUGGUCCGGCAUUUUGCUCAACAACCGAGCCUUCCUUGCCGUCUACACCCUCUUCCUCUGGAUCACCUUUGGCUUGCUCGUUGCCCCCGGUUACGUAACAUACAAGAAGAAGACAUUCAACCUCGAGGGAAAGAUCAACGCCCAAUGGUCCACUGGCAUCGGUCUCACUGGCCGUCUGCGCAUUCAAAAUCAGCUUCACUGCUGUGGCUACUUUAGCCCCUAUGUUGAAGCUACCAUCUCCCAGACCUGCUAUUCGCGCUCUCCUCUUCCCGGCUGCAAGGGCGAAUACCUCCGCUUUGAGCGCAAGGUCCUCACUUCCUGGUACACCGUUGCCUUUGCCCUCGUUCCUCUCCAGCUAGCAUGCAUGGUCGGUUCCUUGCUCUGCGCCAACCACGUUACCUACCGCUUCGGUAAGGGCAUGAUGCCCAAGGCCUACCGUCUCGAUCUCAACUCCAUGGCCGUCAUUAUGGACAACUAUGCUCAACAACUCGCCGAACAAUAUGGCGAUGACGUCGCCUCCGAGAUUAUGGCCGUUCUCGCUCGAAUCUUCAGGUUGACUCGCAAGGCUACGGGUCAGGAGGAUAUGGUUCGGUCCCUCACGCAGGCAGCGACGACAACCUCCGCCGAUAAACGUCCGGUGUCAAUCUUGUCACAUCUCUACAAAUUCACGACUGCGCCUCGGCCUAGCUCGGCUAUAGACAAACUCUUAAACAUGACUUGUGUGCACCGAUCUUCUUCCCCAGACUGA
Molecule: messenger RNA, 1923 nt
Organism: Rhizoctonia solani
Lineage: Eukaryota; Fungi; Basidiomycota; Agaricomycetes; Cantharellales; Ceratobasidiaceae
Product: ATP synthase subunit D
Exons: 11
Coding region: 1-1923 (640 amino acids)
Biological process (GO): proton motive force-driven ATP synthesis
Cellular component (GO): membrane
Molecular function (GO): proton transmembrane transporter activity
Source: RefSeq, a predicted model, not a curated record